Pseudopipra pipra is the source of this 604-nucleotide messenger RNA. RefSeq names its product group IIE secretory phospholipase A2-like. The annotation marks the transcript as partial. Gene Ontology annotation, biological process: lipid catabolic process; phospholipid metabolic process; arachidonate secretion. NCBI's taxonomy places the organism in Eukaryota, Metazoa, Chordata, Aves, Passeriformes, Pipridae. Gene Ontology annotation, molecular function: calcium ion binding; phospholipid binding. The transcript is spliced from 3 exons. The record is from RefSeq and is a predicted model, not a curated record.
UCUCCAGUUGUAGGACUGGCCCUCGCCAGCUGCAACGUGCUCCAGUUUGGAGCGAUGAUUAAGCACAAGACCGGGAAAUCUCUGCUGUCUUACAAUGGUUACAGCUGUUAUUGCGGCUUGGGGGGAUCCAAAAAGCCCCUGGAUGCCACCAACAAGUGCUGCCAUGCCCACAAUUGCUGCUAUAAGAAGUUGGCUUCCUCACACUGCAGUCCCAAAGCGGUCACCUACAAAUACUUCCUCCGGGGAAGCCGAAUAACCUGCGGAACCGGGAACCAGUGCCAAACAGCAACCUGUGCAUGCGACAAGAAGGCAGCUGAGUGUUUCCAGAGGGCAGCUGGGACCUACCACAAUUCUUACAAGAAUUAUCCCAACUUUAAGUGCAAGGGCCGAGCACCCUCCUGCUAAACACACCAGGGUCAAAACCUGACAGAGUCCAUGGAAAUGGUGGGGGUUCUGCAUUCCCUGCAGCCAGGCGGGACACGGCAGAGCCCUGCGGCACCAAAAAGGUGUCCAGCACCUUUCCCUGGAGUCAGUGCACCCGGAAAACCUGCUCCCCAUGAUUAAACAACUCAUAAAAAUGGAAACCCUGCAAAUAAAGAUAUAU